Molecule: messenger RNA, 1102 nt
Organism: Paramecium pentaurelia
Lineage: Eukaryota; Ciliophora; Oligohymenophorea; Peniculida; Parameciidae
Source: the annotation of a GenBank genome assembly
UAUGAGCUUCCUUCAUAUUCAAUCUUCUUAACAAUUGACAGACGAAACAUCUCAUCCCUUAAAUUCCAAAUUAAACUUUGUGCAAAUCCAAUCCAUUGAUUUAAAACCAUACAAGCAAAAAUGGAGGCUACUUUUUACUAAUGUCCCUAGUCCCAAAAAUUUAGAAUCUAUUUACUAUGAAUUAUAAGGUUAAUCUAUUGAAGACUGUGAGAGCAAAGAGAUGAUCUUAUUACAAUGCAUUCUCUUGAAUAUGAGAGCUCCUAUAGACUUAAAAUUAGUAAUUUUAAAGUAAUAAGUCAUAGAAUGAAUAAUAAUGGAUUCAUAUUAGUGAACUAAUGCCAACCCAUAAAUCUCCAUUUGAAUGGUCUUAAAUUUGUCAUCAAUUUAUACAUUAAUCGGCAUACAACAAUCCAUGGUCUGAAUCUGAGGAUAAAUAACUAUUAGACAUUAUAUUGUAAUCAAUUAUAGUUAUUUUAGGCAUUACUAAAGUAUGAGAAAAGGAAACAAAUGGAGUAAAAUAGCACGAGAACUAAAUGAACAAAGUCUUGAUAAGAAUAUUCGUACACCUAAGUAAUGUAGAGAACGUUGGGGAAAUAAGUUAGAUCCAUCUAUAAAUCGGUAUGAUUUAAAUUUCAUAAUAUAGUGAUGAAUGGACAGAUAUUGAAGAUCUACAUCUUCUGUAGCUUCUUUUAUAACAUGGAAGAAAAUGGGCAGAGUUGUCUAUUCGAUUAUCACCUCUGACAAAUAAUAAAAAACGAACUGAAUUUUCUUUAAAACAUAGAUUUAAAAAAUUAAUAUCUAAUUCAAAUAGCAUUGGUAUUUAUGUACUUAAUCUAUUCUAGAUUCAAGAUAAAUUCAAGGAACCAAGUAUAGUAUAUCCUCUGAUUGGAACAAUAAGGAAAUCAAUAAACUACUUUUCAAGAUUUCUCAAUUAGAAAUUUAAACUAAGUAAAGAGAGGUUGAAAACUUCUAUUAUCAUCCUCUAACAAAGUAAGUCAAACUUAAUAAUUUAACAAAGAUUGUUAUCAUUAAAGGGAGAUCUAAAGUAGAGUUGGAUUUGUCAAUUCUUUUUAAUUCGACAAAUUCAGAAUUAAAUAAUUGA